Messenger RNA from Funneliformis caledonium, 289 nucleotides. The record is from the annotation of a GenBank genome assembly. NCBI's taxonomy places the organism in Eukaryota, Fungi, Glomeromycota, Glomeromycetes, Glomerales, Glomeraceae.
GAUUAAGCCCUUUGGAGACAACUGGUCCAAGGAGCAAAUAAAAGAUUGGAAGACAAACAAAGAGGAACUAACGCGAAAAAAUGCUGUUUGGACUCAAUCAGUGUUCGAAACAAUUUUUGAUGUUGAAUAUCUCUUGACGAAAAUUGAUACUGAAGAUGAUAAGGAUGAGCAGUACAAGGAGGAAAAAGAAGUACGGAAUAGCCCGCAACACAGUGAAUAUGCUUCCACUGAUAAAGAGUUGUACGAUCUUUAUCAAAGCCUAGAAAAUGAUGCAAAUUUUAUGGAUUAA